UCCAAGUACAGACAAACAAAACGCAUGCUCGAGACAAGCCCAGCUGUUGUCAUUAAACAUUAAUGUAUCCACCGUUUUAUUUUUCGUCGGUUAGGGCGCUCAUCGCACUGUUCAUAAGGUGCUGGUCGAAAGUGAAGAUGCCUUCAAAGAGCUCAAAACAAAAGCUGAGUCAUGAUCAUGAUUCUGCUGUUGAGUAUGAACUUCAGUACACCAGAUGGGUGUUGAAAACCCUCGGAAUCUGGCCGAUGCUAUCGGACAGAAGCACCAGCUUGGACAGAAUCGUGUCGUUCUUUUUAAUUAUCUUGAACCUCUUCGCUAUUGCAUUCAUCCUGAUCCCGUGCGUCUUGCACGUUCUGUUCAGAGAGAAAAAUCCCAGGAAGCAGCUCCUUCUGCUCGGCCCCAUUGGCUUCCGCGUAUCCAACAUAUUGAAGUACUUCUCCAUUAUGCUUCGAGUUGAUACCAUCAAACAGUGCUUUAAUCAUGUGAAAAACGAUUGGUUGGAAAUGGGAUCGGAGGUUGAAGAGAGCCUAGUCCUGAAGAACAUCACCAUGGGUAGAAAUUUGACGCGGUUUUGUGCUGUUUUUAUGUUCAGUGCUGGGGUGUUUUAUCACACGGUGAUGCCUCUGCUGAGGAAGAAGAAAGUCAAUGCUUUCAAUGUGACAAUCAGACCCCAUGCCUAUCCUGGUUAUGAUUUCUUCGUUGAUCCUCAAGCUUCACCAGCUUACGAAAUCAUUUUCGGUGCACAUUGUCUUUUUGCUGUAGCUAAUUAUUUAAUCACAAUCGCCGCUUGCAAUUUUGCUGCAACCUUCGUCAGUCAUAUUUGCGGGCAAGUACAGGUAAUGAAUUUGAGACUUCAGGGUCUUAAUCAGUGCAACGAGGAGAAAUUUACCGUUGCCGAGAGGAUUGCAUCUAUCAUCAAGUGUCACGUUAAAUUGUUGAGAUUGUCCAAAAUGAUUGAGAAAAUCCUACGUGAAAUCUGCAUGGUGGAAGUAGUGGCAUCCACUCUGAUCAUUUGUUUACUAGAGUAUUACUGCAUGACGGAAUGGAAAAACAGCGAUCCCGCAUUGCUGAUUGCUUACUUAUUGCUCCUGACAUCACUGACAUUCAACAUCUUCAUCUUUUGUUACAUCGGAGAGAUCCUGAAGCAUCAGUGUGAGGGUGUGGGGGAAAUGACUUACUCAAUCAACUGGUAUCAGAUUCCCUGUGAAAAUAUUCUCAAGCUUUCUCUAAUCAUCGCUAUAUCCAGAACUCCUCAGAAAAUCACAGCUGGUGGAAUGAUGGACCUGACAAUUCGGAGCUUUGGAGGUGUGAUCAAAACAUCGGUAGCAUAUUUGAAUAUGCUCCGAGCAAUGGCUGACUCAUAGACUGCAAUUGACUCUUCAAUAAUUGAUCAUCAGUUGAUUACUAGUUUCUACCAUCACCUUUCACAAAAUAUUUUCUUCAUGUACUUCAUGUAUUCUUCAUAAAUAAUAUUACAAAUGUCUUUUCUUUUUAAUGC
Fopius arisanus is the source of this 1498-nucleotide messenger RNA. RefSeq names its product odorant receptor 2a-like. Gene Ontology annotation, cellular component: plasma membrane. Lineage: Eukaryota; Metazoa; Arthropoda; Insecta; Hymenoptera; Braconidae. Gene Ontology annotation, biological process: sensory perception of smell; detection of chemical stimulus involved in sensory perception of smell. Gene Ontology annotation, molecular function: olfactory receptor activity; odorant binding. The coding region runs from base 63 to 1364 and encodes 433 amino acids. The transcript has 5 exons. The record is from RefSeq and is a predicted model, not a curated record.